Messenger RNA from Linnemannia hyalina, 978 nucleotides. The record is from the annotation of a GenBank genome assembly. NCBI's taxonomy places the organism in Eukaryota, Fungi, Mortierellomycota, Mortierellomycetes, Mortierellales, Mortierellaceae.
AUGGCCGCCGAAUACGAACUCUUCGAACCCCCAAACGAUGCCAUCUCAACCGUCACCUUCCACCCCUCCAAACCAGAGGUCCUGAUGGUCUCCUCCUGGGACAAGAACCAGCAGACGGCAAAAUACUACCACAGUGCGGCAGUUCUGGACUGUUGCUUUGGGGAAGGCAUGCAGGCGUACAGCGGAGGACUCGACAAAGCCGUCAGGAUGCACGACUUUUCGACGGGACGGGAUGUUGUGUUGGGAAACCAUGAUGAUGCUGUGCGUACGAUGGCUUUUAGUACCGCCAACAACUUCUUGGUGACGGGAUCAUGGGACAAGACGAUCGGGACAUGGGACCACCGCGCAGGAGGUGCCGAGCACGGCUCAAACCUGGGAAUAUACCACCAACCCGAAAAGAUCUUCUCCCUCGACGUCUGCGACCAGAAACUGGUCGUCGCCAUGGCAGGACGUCAUGUGUUUAUCUACGAUCUUAGGAAUAUGAAGGAAACCCUGCAGCGUCGGGAGAGCUCGUUGAAGUACCAGACACGGUUUGUCAAGUGUAUGCGAAACGGGCAGGGGUAUGCGUCGUCGUCGAUCGAGGGCCGUGUUGCGGUCGAGUUUUUUGACCCUUCACCACAGAGUCAGGCCAAGAAGUAUGCCUUCAAGUGUCAUCGCCAGAAUGAGGAUGGUGUUGAGAUGAUCUAUCCCGUCAACGCCUUGGCGUUCCAUCCUAUUCACGGAACGUUCGCAUCAGGAGGAUCGGAUGGAGGAGUGACAAUGUGGGAUGGAUACAACAAAAAGAGGCUACGACAGUACCCACGGUACCCAACCUCGGUCUCGUCGCUGUCAUGGUCCUGUGACGGCAAGACGCUGGCGGUCGCCAGUUCUUAUACAUUUGACCAGGGCGAGAAGGACCAUGCACCAGACCAGAUCUUCUUGCGCUCAAUAUCGGAUCAGGAGGCCCGACCCAAGACCGUCGCUGGAAUGAGCAAAUAA